AUGCAAUCUACCGCCCCUAACGCUGAGGAUGACCCGCGCGUGCGGACAGAAGUUCUCGACGAUGACGACUACACCUCGUCCUCUGGCUCCUCCUCAGAAGAGAGUGACGUCGAGGAAUCAGACGAUGGUGAGAUGCGAGUCGACACAAAGCCCGCUCCCGCAAGUACAGCCUCCGCCGACGGAUCCUCAAUACCCAAUGUGCCUGGUCGCCCAAAGCCGCAAAUACACCGCAUGGAAGGCGGUUCAGAUCUAAUGGCGCGGUUGUCUGCUUUUUUGCCCAAGAUGAAGGAGGCCAAUGAGGAUCUAGAAAAAGAGAUUGCUGCCGGGAGAGGAAGCGAUUUGCUGUUGGAUGCCGUGGAAGGAGAUGGGAAAGAUUACAUUGAGAUGAAUCUUGGACUGGGAGUUCUCAAGGAAAAACGCGCCGAUGGAGAAGAUUCCUCGAGCAGCGAGGAAAGUGACGAUGAGGACAUUGCCGACGAGGAUUGCGAAGAAGCGAACAAAUCCAAGGCGACGGGAGACUCUAAUGUUAUGGACAAGCUAAUGGGGGGAAAGAAGCCGGACACAGAGAAACCCUCGAUCGAAGAAAUGGCGGAAUAA
Molecule: messenger RNA, 597 nt
Organism: Penicillium argentinense
Lineage: Eukaryota; Fungi; Ascomycota; Eurotiomycetes; Eurotiales; Aspergillaceae
Product: NOPCHAP1/New4 family protein
Exons: 2
Coding region: 1-597 (198 amino acids)
Biological process (GO): box C/D snoRNP assembly
Source: RefSeq, a predicted model, not a curated record